CUACGGCAAUGCAGCUGUUAUGAUUUGUGGUUCAAAUCAAACAUGCUGUGAUAAUUCAAUAAGUGUAUGUAUUGGAAAUGGUACGCUGUGUUCAAUUGGAAGUCAACUAUGCAAUGGUCUCUGUUAUAAUCCACAAUCGCAAUAUUGCAUAGGUGGUAACAAUACUAUUUAUUGUACCAGUAAUCCCUCUUCGCCCAACUGUCCUAUUACCUCUACUACAUCAACUCCUUCAACAUAUACUGUAUUUAACAACGACACAGGAAUAACAACAACAACAACAACAGCAACACCAAUAGUGCCUUCAGGUAGCUGUUGUGCAGUUCAGAAUUGUACACAAAACUCUGAUUGUUGUGGAUCUAGUUCGAUGGAAUGCCAAUGCUUUCGACAUAACACAGCUGAUGUUUAUGGUUCAUGUAUUAAUCCUUUUGUUACUCCAAUGUGUGGCACAAGUUGUCCAGUACAAGGUAAAUGUAAAACUGAUUCAGAUUGUUGCAAAUGUCAAUGUGUCGACAUAAGUUUUACUGAUGUGAAUGAACAACUAAUUACAAAGAAACAAUGUGUACGACGUUAA
Messenger RNA from Adineta steineri, 571 nucleotides. The record is from the annotation of a GenBank genome assembly. NCBI's taxonomy places the organism in Eukaryota, Metazoa, Rotifera, Eurotatoria, Adinetida, Adinetidae.